Molecule: messenger RNA, 657 nt
Organism: Salvia splendens (bonfire salvia)
Lineage: Eukaryota; Viridiplantae; Streptophyta; Magnoliopsida; Lamiales; Lamiaceae
Exons: 1
Coding region: 1-657 (218 amino acids)
Source: RefSeq, a predicted model, not a curated record
AUGCAUAAGAAGAGCGACUCUAUGCUUAUAAAGAAGCUCUUGUCCAUCCGGGAUGAGAUGUUGGACAGAUGCACCCGAGACGAGAUCACAACACUCUGGAGUUCUUGGUUCGAGGGAAAAGGGGUUCAUGAGCCAUAUGAGUGGUUUAGGCCGAGAGGUGAGAGACGAUUCUGGGCUAAGUAUGUUUGGAAGGACUAUGUCCCUCCUAAGUACUCGUUCAUUACUUGGCUCGCACUUCAAGGAUGCCUUUCCACACGGGAUCGCCUCCAUUUCUUGGAGAACUUGGACCCUGCUUGUCAGCUUUGUCGUUGGGAGGAGGAAUCAGCAGACCAUCUCUUCUUCAAACGCCCGAAGACUUGGGCUGUUUGGGGAAAGAUCAUGCUGUGGCUUGGCAUUGCGAGGAGAUCGACGACGAUCAGGAGUGUCAUCAAAUGGGCAGGACGGCAGAUCAGAGGUUCAUAUAUUGUUCAGAUGGCGAAGAGGAUUGCACUCAUGGCUUCAGUGGCGAUCAUUUGGAGAACGCGAAACAAGGUUAUCUUCGGUGGGAAGACAUGGGAUGCAGUUAGGGUCAUCUUUGAGAUCAAAGAAGCUACCUACAACAUCUUGUACUCACAUUUCCCACACGAGCAGGUUCUUCUCCACCUUCCGGAUAGAUGA